UCUCAUAUUCAAUCUAAGUCUUUUAGCAUAGAUAAAGAGAACAAAAAACUAGCGGUGUUGGUGUUACCAUAUUCCAUAACACUCACACCUAUCUCUUUAAUUUCUCUCACUUUUUUUAGAAACUCUUUCAUCAUCAUGGGUUCCAAAAGUGUAACAACAAAUCCAUCACUCUUCUUUUCUAUCUUGAUUUUCCUAGUCCUUAUGUUUGGUCUUGCAAACUCAGAUGUGAACCAAGACAAAGCUGAAUGCACCGACAAACUCCUUACUUUGGCUAAUUGUCUACCUUUUGUAACUGGUCAAGCAAAAUCACCAAAUAUAGAUUGUUGCACUGGCGUCAAAGAUGUUAUUAACAAUAGUAAGAGAUGUUUAUGUAUCCUUAUUAAAGAUCGUGAUGACCCAAAUCUUGGUUUGAAGAUAAAUGUCACUCUUGCCCUCGAGUUACCAAAUGAUUGUAAAACACCUACUAAUAUAACUAAAUGUGUUGAGUCGAGUUUCAUUUUUUAUUUCCAGAUAUUUUGCAUUUGGCACCUAAAUCUCCUGAAGCUAAGAUAUUUGAGGACAUCCAAAAAUCCAUGGAAAAAAACAGUUCCACCACAGUUGCUCCAGCUAGUAAUUCCACUGGAAAAGGAACAAGCACAAUAACUCAUGAGAAUGGUGGAGGAUGGGGAAAGAAAUGGCUGAUGGCAGAGGUGCUCUGUUGGAUUUCAGCAUCUCUUUUAGUCUCUUCUGUCUUCAUUGUUUGAAUUGUAAUCAAUUUAGUGGCAUGAGUUAAUUUUAUAAUAUUAAAGUAUUGAGUUCAAAAAUAUAUGAGGAGACACUUAUAAAUUAGUUUUUAAUAUAACUUUCAUUAAUAAAAAAUUUCUCUUUUUUAA
Messenger RNA from Cicer arietinum (chickpea), 872 nucleotides. NCBI's taxonomy places the organism in Eukaryota, Viridiplantae, Streptophyta, Magnoliopsida, Fabales, Fabaceae. The record is from RefSeq and is a predicted model, not a curated record.